Molecule: messenger RNA, 796 nt
Organism: Eupeodes corollae
Lineage: Eukaryota; Metazoa; Arthropoda; Insecta; Diptera; Syrphidae
Product: transmembrane protein 230
Exons: 2
Coding region: 268-666 (132 amino acids)
Cellular component (GO): endomembrane system
Source: RefSeq, a predicted model, not a curated record
GUGACAUUCCACCACAACAAAAAAAGUGCACUUUUUUCUUUCACAUAAAUAAACUUACUUUCAAUUUUCCCCCUAAACAAAACUAAAAAAAAAUCAAAGUAAAUUCCUCAUUUACAGGCAUCUUUACCUUAUUUGUUCAAACCAAAGGUUAUCAAGAAUCUUACAGAGCAUGCAAUUAACCACAUUUUUAGUUUGAUACUUCUUCCAACACUAAAUUGUGACCACAACAGAAUACAUUCCAAAAAUUAAAGACAAACAAUAUAACUUAUGCCAAAAAUCCUCUUAUCAACCCACAGUAUGCAUCAACGACGACGAAAUAUAAAUAGAGAUAAAUCAGGUUACACCCGCAUCGAUCCUUCGACUUACGACACUGCCGAUGGUAUCCAUUCCGACCAAUUCGAUGAGGAAUCACUCACUCAGAGGCGAUUGCCUCUGACACAAAUUAUCCUCAUCAUGGGAUUCAUGAUCUUGGGAGCAAUUUGCAUCUCAUUCAGUAUCCUCAUAUCGGCCAGUUACUUCGAUGCCAAGUACCAAGACCGAGUCUGGCCACUCCUUAUGGUUGGAAUUUUGAUGUUUAUUCCAGGAGGUUACUAUGGAUACAUCUUGAUUUGUAUUCUAUUCAAAAGAGACGGUUUCUCCUACGAUGAUAUUCCUAUUUUUCAGUGAUUCUUUUUAUUUAUUUAUUCAUACAAAAAUAAAACAACAGCAAAAACCUAAAGACAAAAAUAAUGUGCAAUGCAAUUAUUGUAAUCAAAUAUUUUCAAUUUUACCAAAAAAUAAAAAAUCAAUAUGAAAA